Lontra canadensis (Northern American river otter) is the source of this 4865-nucleotide messenger RNA. It is a transcript of the gene PLEKHA7, whose product is annotated as pleckstrin homology domain containing A7. The transcript is spliced from 30 exons. Gene Ontology annotation, molecular function: protein binding. Gene Ontology annotation, cellular component: zonula adherens; pore complex. The record is from RefSeq and is a predicted model, not a curated record. The coding region runs from base 15 to 4109 and encodes 1364 amino acids. Gene Ontology annotation, biological process: epithelial cell-cell adhesion; cell-cell adhesion mediated by cadherin; pore complex assembly. Lineage: Eukaryota; Metazoa; Chordata; Mammalia; Carnivora; Mustelidae.
GGCGCUCUGCGAACAUGGCGGCGGCGGCGGUCGGGCGGGACACUUUACCUGAGCACUGGUCCUAUGGCGUGUGCCGGGACGGCCGCGUCUUCUUCAUAAAUGACGAGCUCCGCCGCACAACCUGGCUGCACCCGCGCACCGGGGAGCCAGUCAACUCCGGCCACAUGAUCCGCUCAGACCUGCCCCGCGGCUGGGAGGAGGGCUUCACGGAGGAGGGAGCCAGCUACUUCAUCGACCAUAACCAACAGACCACAGCAUUCAGGCAUCCUGUGAGUGGGCAGUUUUCGCCAGAAAAUAGCGAAUUUAUUCUUCAAGAAGAGCCACAUCCACAUAUGUCAAAGCAAGAGAGAAACCAAAGGCCGUCCAGCAUGGUCAGUGAGACGUCCACAGCUGGAACUACGUCCACCGUGGAGGCCAAGCCUGGUCCCAAGAUCAUGAAGUCCAGCAAUAAAGUCCACAGCUUUGGGAAGAGGGACCAGGCUAUUCGGAGGAACCCCAAUGUUCCGGUGGUGGUGAGGGGAUGGCUGCACAAGCAGGACAGUUCUGGAAUGAGACUAUGGAAAAGGAGGUGGUUUGUGCUCGCUGAUUAUUGCUUGUUUUACUAUAAAGACAGCCGAGAAGAAGCGGUCCUUGGGAGCAUCCCUCUGCCCAGCUAUGUGAUCUCGCCUGUAGCCCCUGAGGACCGCAUAAGUCGCAAGUAUUCCUUUAAGGCUGUGCACACGGGCAUGCGAGCACUCAUCUACAACAGCUCUGCGGGGGGCUCUCAGGCUGAGCAGUCGGGCAUGAGGACCUACUACUUCAGUGCAGACACCCAGGAGGACAUGAAUGCGUGGGUCCGGGCCAUGAACCAGGCCGCACAGGUGCUGUCUCGAUCAUCGCUGAAGAGGGACAUGGAGAAGGUAGAGCGGCAGGCGGUCCCCCAAGCCAACCACACAGAGUCCUGUCGAGAGUGUGGCCGCAUGGGACCUGGACAUGCGAGGGAUUGUCCUCAUCGAAGUCAUGAGGAUUCCUUUGGCUUUGAGAGGCGGGAGCAAGAGGAAGAACGGUACCGUUCCCAGAGGGACCCACUGGAGGGCAAGCGGGACAGGAGCAAGGCCAGGUCCCCGUACUCACCGGCUGAGGAGGAUGCCUUGUUCGUGGACUUACCUGGUGGUCUGAGAGGCCAACAAGCACAGCCCCAGCGGGCAGAGAAGAAUGGGGUGCUGCCCGGCAUGUAUGGCCCAGGAGAGCAGAAUGGGACCGGCGGGUAUCAACGGGCCUUUCCUCCCAGGAACAACACUGAAAAGCACAGCCAGAGGAAGAGCAGCCUGGCCCAGGUGGAGCACUGGGCAAAAGCCCAGAAGGGGGACGGCAGGAGCCUGCCCCUGGACCAGACCCUUCCUCGCCAGGGUCCCAGCCAGUCACUGUCCUUCCCAGAAAAUUACCAGACUCUGCCUAAGAGCUCCCGAUAUCCCUCAGGGGGCUCCUCGCCCCCUCCCCGCGACCUGCCCAGUGACUACAAGUAUGCGCAGGACCGAGCCAGUCACCUGAAGAUGUCGAGUGAGGAGCGCCGGGCGCACCGGGAUGGCACGGUGUGGCAGCUCUACGAGUGGCAGCAACGGCAGCAGUUCCGGCAUGGCAGCCCCACAGCGCCCAUCUGCGCUGGUUCCCCGGACUUCACCGACCAGGGCCGGAGCAGAAGCAUGCUGGAGGUGCCCCGCUCCAUCUCUGUGCCUCCGUCUCCCUCCGACAUCCCUCCUCCGGGCCCCCCGAGGGUUUUCCCACCCCGGCGGCCGCACACGCCAGCGGAGAGGGUCACCGUGAAGCCCCCGGACCAGCGGAGGAGCGUGGACAUCUCCCUGGGGGGCUCUCCCAGGAAGGCACGGGGCCACGCCACCAAGAACUCCUCUCACGUGGACCGCCGCUCCAUGCCCUCCAUGGGCUAUGUGACCCACACAGUCAGCGCUCCCAGUCUCCAUGGAAAAUCGCUGGAGGAGCUCUCGAGGCUUCUCACCCGCUUACGGCGGCACCAGGCGAGGCUGGCCAGCGUGCGCAAUCUCGCCGUCGGCCAGUUACUGCAGCACCAGCUGACAUGGCCCGCCUGCCAGGCUGAUGAUACCUACCUCCAGCUGAAGAAGGACCUGGAGUACUUGGACCUAAAGAUAAAAAAUAAUGAACCUUUGAUCAACGUGCUUUACAAAGUGCUGAAGAAGUCAGCACGGGGCUGUCGGCCCAGGAGAAGCAUGACGGGCCGGGACCUGGUCAAGGAUCGGAGUCUGAAGCCGGUGAAGAUCGCAGAGAGUGACAUUGACGUCAAACUGAGCAUCUUCUGUGAACAAGACAGGAUCCUCCAGGACUUGGAAGACAAGAUCCGAGCCCUCAAGGAGAACAAAGACCAGCUGGAGUCUGUGCUGGAGGUUUUGCACAGACAGAUGGAGCAGUACCGAGACCAGCCCCAGCACCUGGAGAAGAUUGCUCACCAGCAGAGGUUGCUGCAGGAAGACCUUGUCCACAUCCGGGCAGAGAUCUCCAGAGAGUCCACUGAGAUGGACAAUGCCUGGAACGAGUACCUGAAGUUAGAGAGUGAUGUGCAGCAGCUGAAGCAGACCCUGCAGGAACAACACAGAAGGGCCUUUUUUUUCCAGGAGAAAUCGCAGAUACAGAAGGAUCUCUGGAGGAUUGAAGAUGUCAUCGCAGGCCUGAGUGCAAAUAAAGAGAACUUUAGAAUCCUGGUGGAAUCCGUCAAAAAUCCAGAGAGAAAAACGGUGCCUUUGUUUCCUCACCCGCCUGUGCCUUCACUCUCGACUUCUGAGAGCAAGCCGCCCCCACAGCUCAGCCCUCCUACCAGCCCCGUGCGGACCCCUCUGGAGGUCCGACUCUUCCCCCAGCUGCAAACCUAUGUGCCGUACCGACCUCAUCCACCCCAGCUGAGGAAAGUGAUGUCCCCUCUUCAGUCACCAACCAAGGCGAAGCCCAAAGUUGAAGAUGAGGCACCUCCCAGGCCCCCACUCCCUGAGCUCUACAGUCCAGAGGACCAGCCCCCGGCAGUGCCACCUCUGCCAAAGGAGGCCACUAUCAUCCGGCACACGUCAGUGCGGGGUCUGAAACGGCAGUCGGAUGAGAGAAAGCGAGACCGGGAGCAGGGGCAGUGUGUGAAUGGGGACUCAAGGGUGGAGCUCCGGUCAUACGUUAGUGAGCCUGAGCUGGCGACUUUCAGUGGGGACAUGGCCCAGCCCUCCCUGGGACUAGAGGGCCCUGACAGCAGGUACCAGACACUGCCAGGCAGAGGGCUCUCAGGGUCCAUGUCAAGGCUCCAGCAGUCAUCCACCAUUGCUCCUUACGUCACGCUCCGGAGGGGUCUAAAUGCCGAAAGCAGCAAGGUGACCUUCCCUAGACCCAAGAGUGCCUUGGAGCGCCUGUACUCAGGGGAUCACCAGCGGGGCCAGAUGAGCGCAGAGGAGCAGCUGGAGCGCAUGAAGCGGCACCAGAAGGCCCUGGUCCGGGAGCGCAAGAGGACGCUGAGCCAAGGAGAGAGGACGGGUCUGCCCUCGUCCCGCUACAUCAGCCAGCCUCUGCCUGGAGACCACGGCUCAUGGAAGCGCGAGCAGGACUUUGACCUGCAGUUGCUGGAACGGGCCAUGCAAGGGGAGAGAAAGGACAAGGAGGAAAAUGGCUGGUUGAAAGUGCAGGCCAUGCCUGUCACUGAGUUGGACCUGGAACCUCAAGACUAUGACUUGGACAUCAGCAGAGAGCUGGCCAAACCAGAGAAGGUCUCCAUCCCUGAGCGUUACGUGGAGCUGGACCCUGAGGAGCCGCCCAGCCUUGAGGAGCUGCAGGCGCGGUAUCGCAAAGCUGAGAAGAUCCGCAACAUCCUUGCUCGUUCCAGCAUGUGUAACCUGCAGCCGCCAUCGGGCCAGGAUCGGAACAGCGUGGCUGACCUGGACUUGCAGCUGCAGGAGCAGGAACGCCUCAUCAACAUCUCCUACGCGCUGGCCUCCGAGGCCUCCCAGCGCAGCAAGCAGGUGGCAGCGCAGCAGCUGGCCCUCCUCCCGCCUAACGCCCCCCUGUCCUCCAGGACGGUGCCACCCUAUCCCCCCUUAAGCAACGGACUCCACUACACCUUUGUCUAACACCUUCCAACCCAGGCAGUGACUGACCCAUGACCCAACGUGCAAAGGAGAAGUCUGGACCUGGGGACCCCGUGGAACCAGUUUCAUCCAAGAAGAUUGAUCUUCUUCCCCCAAGGAAACCCCCUUCCAGCUCAGCAGGGGUUCCGGCUGGAAGAAGGAGUGGUCCACCAACUGUGGGGAGUUCAGCAUAGGGCUAGGUCCUAACAACCCUCCCCUCAACUUGUUUUAGUUCAGACUCCUUUUUACAUAUGACAAAGGCACUUUUGAUACACACUGUAAAAUACUGAUGCUGUAUUUUAGACUCAAAAUAUAUUUUAUAAUGUUCACCUCAAGGGCUGAGUGGCUGGAAAGGGGAGGAUGCAGGAUUUUGGAGCUGCACCUACAGAUUCAGGUACCGUGUGCAUGCUAGGUGUGGGCUGGGGAGAAGGGCAGGGCAAGCAGGGGCCAGUCCAACAUCCAUGAACUCAGGUGAAGGUUGGAUUUGACAUGUGCUUCCAGGGGGGCCCGGCGUUGGGCUCGUUGGUAUACUAUCUGGGGGAAGAGGGCUCCUUAGCUGCAGAGGUUAGCUGUCCUUGACCUGGCCAGAUGACUGGCUCUGGAGGGGAAACUCCAGCAGGCUGCCAUGUGGAGCCCAAGUCUGUGCCUUGGCCCUUGGGUUUGGUUUAGGGGCAGUGGUAUAUUCAAGAGGUUUGGCUCCCAACCUGUUCAUGAGACUCUCUCAGCAAAGGGCUCUCUUAUGAAAAACGGAACAGUUUG